Messenger RNA from Guyanagaster necrorhizus, 1329 nucleotides. RefSeq lists its product as uncharacterized. The transcript is spliced from 8 exons. Lineage: Eukaryota; Fungi; Basidiomycota; Agaricomycetes; Agaricales; Physalacriaceae. The record is from RefSeq and is a predicted model, not a curated record. Bases 496 to 1329 code for a protein of 277 amino acids.
CUGAUCAGUUCAUUCAUAGUUUUUAUUUACCCAGUGACAAGAAAAAUCAAAAUCCUUGUCAGCCUCAUUUCAUUUACCGAAGAACUCCAGUUCCUCCGUACAAACCGUGACAACGAGCAUUCCCCUUUCAACUAACAGGUUUCAAUUUACCUUUCUUGCGAUCUCCAUUCUCCGCGUCUACCGCUGUUUAGACUCACGGUCGCUUGCUCCUGGAGAUGCCCCUCCGACGAUAACGAAUCAAUUAUACGAUACGGCGUCUGAUCUGGCCGAAGACUUUAAACCAAUAUAAACGCGGUUACGUGCAUAACGUGGGCCUUCGAUUGAAUCCAAGAAGCAUGACAGAUAAUGCACGUCUUCCUUCAGUUUCGAGUCUCGGAAGGCCAUGCGCAACUUCAUUCACCCUUCUAUUGCUGGUAGUGUCCAUCCACCUUGCUUUAUAACGUCCACCCAGGCUGGCCUGUGGCACCAUUGGUCUGUCUUUAGUUUUUUCCCGUCAUGCUUGACGCAAGCAAUCCCCUUGUUAUAUUGAAGAUCACUUGUGCGGUGUGCUCCACGGUUGCUAUUGCGACAACUGUUCAUCGCCUCUUCAUUCGAAGGGGUCGAUAUUGGGCCGAUGAUGCAUGGGCGCUGGUGUCCAUGUUUGCUCUUUUUUUGCAGAUUGCUGCAGUAUUUAUGCACUUACCCAAUCCCACUGUCCUCUCGAGGUCCACGCGUAUAGCAGCUUACUACCUCAUGGCUGUCACUUUUUAUAUUAUUAUCUGGACAGCCCGGCUUUCAAUACUAUUUUCGAUGAUCCGGGUGGAUCCUAGUGAGACCCGACGGCGUAGACUCUUUUGUAUCGCCGCUCUGUUCAUCCUCGUUCUCGCGAUCCUUAUAGCUCAGCUGUUCUGGGUCUGUGAACCAGAGCUGGGAUGGAGGGACACGCGGAGCCCGCAGUGUACCCUCAACAAGCAAGUGGCUAUCUCCCAACUAGUCUCUGAUGUGAUUGCGGAUCUCAUAUUGAUUCUUGCCCCGCUAAAACUCCUUGCUGGGCUAGAAGACAAAUGUCUUCGACUUCGCCUCAUGGUCAUCUUCUCGACCUGCAUCGUGACGACCAUUGUAUCCCUCGUUCACGCGGCCUACAUCCUCACUUUUGGCGAAGCAAAGGUGGUCAUCUCGGCCAUAGUCGAAGAUUGCGUUUCCCUAAUUGUGUGUAACAUCCCUGUGGUCGUUACCGCGGCCAUAAGGAUUCGAGAAGAGUCGCAGCAUAGCGCAGCCCAGAAAGGACAGCUGACACGGCGGCAACUCACCCCCACAGGGAAGUCACGACGAUACGGCUUGACGACAUAA